GCUCGCCCUCGUCCGUCGCCGCAGCGGCGCACCCCGUCGAGCACGUGCAGCUCGCCGGCUUCUUCGACGUGGCCCUUCCACAGGUGACGGACAUCUGCAGCAACGUCGACCUCCGCUUCGACGUGGACGGGUCAGUGUGGCUGGAGGUGGAUGGUCCCGGCAGCGUGACGUUCUUCGGGGAACAGUUCUCCUCGCUCAUUCCGGAGUGGCUGAGUCACCAUUUCUUCACUGUCGACGGCGACGACGAGGAGGGCGACGAAGAGGACGAUGAUGAGGACGACGACGACGAUGACGAUGUCGACGGCAAUGAAAUUGCGGCGAUGCAUAGGCUGUUUCGCUGA
This is a messenger RNA of Trypanosoma grayi, 341 nucleotides long. RefSeq lists its product as hypothetical. NCBI's taxonomy places the organism in Eukaryota, Euglenozoa, Kinetoplastea, Trypanosomatida, Trypanosomatidae. The annotation marks the transcript as partial. The transcript has a single exon. The record is from RefSeq and is a predicted model, not a curated record.